GAGUAUGAUUGGAAGCCAGUGGCUUCCCCAAGAUGUAUUGGAACAUCGUUUGGUAGAACCACUUCAUGAGUCUCAAUAUGCUGCAUUUAAAUUGGCUUUUGAUCGCUUAGUUAGCCACCCAUAUUCCUAUAGAGUUCGUGAUUUCAUUGAAGAAUACCGUAAACCAUUGGUUAAUCAAGUUGCUCUUCAACAAAUUCCUGAGCCUCAGUACGAUGAGAAUGGAAGGCCAUAUGUUACUACUACA
Molecule: messenger RNA, 244 nt
Organism: Gryllus bimaculatus (two-spotted cricket)
Lineage: Eukaryota; Metazoa; Arthropoda; Insecta; Orthoptera; Gryllidae
Source: the annotation of a GenBank genome assembly